UUUCAACCAAAAACUAACGAAAAAUGUGCGAGCACUACUUUUUAAAAUUUAAAUUUGAAUAAACUUUAAAAAAUCAAAAACAAAUCUGUAGUAUUUAAUUCCAGGAGAACGAUUCCGGCAAUAAUUAGGAAGUUUGCAGUAGUAUGUUCCCAAGUAACGAUGUCAUCGCGGCGACACGGCGACCCACACUCCACACCCGUGAGAACGCUGAUCCGCGUUGCGGGGUUCCUGGUUAAAUGGUGCGUACUCUACACUGUCAGUCGUAUUCUCUGCUGGAACUAUAUUCUGCCUGGAUUCCUCGUACUCCUCACUGAAAUGCACAGUCUGCACCGGGCGUGUCGUCGCGCCAUUUACAAACUAGAUACCACCAUCACCGAUCCCAUCCAGGUGCAGAUCCGCGAGUGCACCAGUACCGACCCGUGGGGCCCGACCGCCGCCCAGAUGGCGGAGAUCGCCGAAGCGGCCGCCACGCGCUCCCCGUUAAUUUUGUCUGAGAUCUGGUUCCGUUUGGACGAGGACAACUGGAAGCACGUGUAUAAAGCUUUAGUCCUGUUGGACUACCUGAUCAAACACGGCCCGGAGAGUGUGGCCAAGCAGUGCUGGAUGAACGUGGACCGGUUGCGGGAGCUGCGCAGCUAUCCCUUCGUGGAGGCCGACGGGAACCCGGCGCGCCGUAUUCGCGAAAAGGCCGGCCAGGUCCUGGGUCUGAUGGCCGACGCGGGGCGGUUGACGGUGGAGCGGGAGAAGGCCCGCCGCAUCCGGGAGCGGGUUCAGUACAAGGAUCGCGAGUUUCACGAGUUCUUCCACGGAAUCCCGCCUGACCUUUCUAAUCCGCAGAUAAAGGGGACGGUGUGCGAAGCGGCCACCGGCGACGCGUGCUGUAGUGUCCUGCAGCCGCGCAGCGAAGAGGAAGAAGCGCUGCACUUGCAGCUCGCUCUGACCGCCAGCCAGAAAGACGCCGAACUGCGACAUACCGAACAGCACCUUCCCGGCUCUCCCGUUCCGCUAUCCCCGGAUUUAAUCGAUCUUUCGGCACACCAAGCACACGGCGAUCUGUGCACGCCCAGCGGCGAUGACAGCGACGGCGGCGCCUCCAAACGCCGAUUGAUCAUCCCACCGGCACAAUUUUUCUGCACGCUGGGUUUGGGCGAUUUGGUGACUGAGCAAAAGGUCUUCGAAACGAAUAAUGACGGGUUGGGAGGGCUUGAGGCGUGGCUUAAUUCACGGUGACCUGUUGCUGGUUAGAACUCUGCGUUAUUAAAAACUCUGCGUUAUUAAAAAUAAAAAUAGUUAAACGAAGGAAAAGUAUUGAUUAGCACAUGAUGACCUUUACUAAUCUAAAUUGGAGGAAUAGGGAAUAAUUAUUCCGCCGCGGGACAGUUUUUCUGCCUUCAGAGACUUGGUAAUUUUGUGGCUGAGUUGAAGGUUUUCAAAACGAACAACGACGGACUGGGUGGGCUAGCGGCGUGGCUAAAUUCAAGGUGACCUUUAUUAUUG
This is a messenger RNA of Paramacrobiotus metropolitanus, 1497 nucleotides long. RefSeq names its product epsin-2-like. Gene Ontology annotation, biological process: endocytosis. Gene Ontology annotation, molecular function: phospholipid binding; clathrin binding. NCBI's taxonomy places the organism in Eukaryota, Metazoa, Tardigrada, Eutardigrada, Parachela, Macrobiotidae. The transcript has 3 exons. Gene Ontology annotation, cellular component: endosome; plasma membrane; clathrin vesicle coat. The record is from RefSeq and is a predicted model, not a curated record. Bases 160 to 1230 code for a protein of 356 amino acids.